GUGUGUGUGUGUGUUUGUGUGUGUGUGUGUGUGUGUGUGUGUGUGUGACAGCAUUAUAAAAGGUCUGAAGGUCGAGCCUGAAGUCACUUUAGUGUCUUGCCACUGGAGGAGCUGCUGCCGCCACCAGGGACCAUAAGAUGCAGAUGUCCCACAGACCUGUGCAAUGGCUCGCUGUCAUGAGUCUUGUCAUCUUUACAACUGGACAGUGUCAACAAAACCAGUUUCGCCGGGCUGUGACUGAACACCAGCUGAUGCACGACCGCGGCCGGAACAUCCAGAGUCUCAAACGGCUCAUCUGGCUGUCCAGCGCCAUCGAAGGUCUCCACACGGCCCAGACCCGCGCCGCCUCGUUCGACCCCACAAAGAUCCUGAACCUGGCUCUGGAUCCGGCGCUGGGCCCUGCUGACGAGAGCCCGCAGCCGGUCCGCGUGCAGAGCCUCCUCAGAGACUUCUUUAAUCCUUACCUGACUCGGGUGUCAGACAGAGAACCAUAACAUGAUGCACCACUGUGAAGCAAUGAAUCUUUGAAAAUAAAGCACUUGAAGCACAGCAGCAGAACAUCUGUAGUGGCACCAAAGGUUCAGAUUAAAAUUGCUGGAUUAUUGGUGUGAGCUGCUAGCUACUUUUAUUUUGUAAUACAACCAUGACAUCUGUGGCUGUAUGAUUAAAAAACCUGUGGAGGUGAAUCACAACUGUAAUAAAUUUAAAUAUAAAUAAACAUAAGACAAUGUUGUCUCUGGUCAUCACUAAACAGAUAAAAGCUACUCUCUAAGUGUGGACAUGUGGAACGUUAAUGAAAGUAAGCACAUUAUGAGGCCUUUAGAGCCUUUAGUCGUUUCUGUAUUAAAAAUUUAAUUACUGGUGGAGUUUGUUGAGCCUAAUGUAGCUGUCAUCGUCUCAAAAUAUGUUGUUGUCAUUCAUUGAUCACUUUGUGUCACUUCUGUUCUUCUGAGCACAUCAUUUGUUUCCAGAACCUUAAAAAUAAAAACAAUGUCAGUAUUGUAUUCAGCACUGUACAGCACACUAUUCUAACAGUAUUUGAAUUGUGUUGUCCUUUGAAUUAACUAAAUGAGCUUCAUUUUAUAGAAGGACUUUUAUGUGUGGUUGUGAUUUGAUUGGCUCAGUUUUAUCUUGUAAACAUGUAUAUUAAUCCUUAUGGUUGCAUGGCUUA
Molecule: messenger RNA, 1171 nt
Organism: Betta splendens (Siamese fighting fish)
Lineage: Eukaryota; Metazoa; Chordata; Actinopteri; Anabantiformes; Osphronemidae
Gene: pth4
Product: parathyroid hormone 4
Exons: 3
Coding region: 138-494 (118 amino acids)
Biological process (GO): adenylate cyclase-activating G protein-coupled receptor signaling pathway; bone mineralization; osteoblast development
Cellular component (GO): extracellular region
Molecular function (GO): hormone activity; peptide hormone receptor binding
Source: RefSeq, a predicted model, not a curated record